AUUCCUCCCAUCCCUGUUGUGUGUUAGCAUCCACAUAUUGAGAAAACAUUUGACCUUUGUUUUUUUUGGGAUUGGUGUAUUUCAUUUAGCAUGAUAGUCUCUAGAUCCUAGGCCUCUAAUGGUACUCUGAGGCUUUUCAAUUGAAGAUAAAUUACUCUUAGAAUAAAAUAGUUGGGAUAUAAGUUGGAAGUCUAGUAGUCAUCCAUGACUCUUUUCUCUGCAACUCCUAAUAUUGAAUCAAUUAAUAAGACUCACUGGUUUGAUUCUAUUUUUUUAGUUGGCCCUUGUCUAAAACUAAGUUUGGCUUUUGUAUUCUCUUAGCCUAACUGAUCUUUGUCUUUAAUUUUAUCCUCCAUACCAAAGCUUCACUAACUUAUUUAAAACAAAUUCAUCAGGUUAACCUCCUGCUAUGAUAGGUUUCCUUUGCCUAAGAAUGAAGUCUUAGCAUUUUAAAUGUCAUCUUUGUGUCCUUCCUGCUGUAGCCCUUUAUUUCUCAUUUCUUACCAGUCACUAUCCAUAGAAACUUUUUUUUUUUUUUUUUGGUACUUGGAUUACACCCAGGGGUCCUUUCAGGGGUCCUUUGUCCCCAGUCCUUUUAUUGAGUUGCUUAGGGCCUUGCUAAGUUACUGAGACUUGUUUUGAACUUGGAUCCUCCUGCCUCAGCCUCCCUAAUCUCUAAGAUGAUAGGCGUAUGCCACUGUGCCCAGCCACAGAAAGCUUUAUGAUUUGUUGUUAGUAAUACCUCCUGCAGUUUUUACUCUUAUAUAUCUCCAGUUGUUCUUUUUUUGGGGUAUUAUUGUCACUUUCCUUUCUUGGAUAACUUCUUCUUAUCUUUGAAGACUGAACUCAGUUUUCAUUUGUUAUAGAAAAUCUUGCUUAAAUCCGCAUUUAACUAUUUCCUUCUUUUGUGCCCCUACUGACAAUUUGAGUACAUAUCUGGAACUUACUAUAUUAUACUAAAUAUUUUUGUGACUCUUUACCAUUAGACUGUUAGUUUCUUUAAGCAAAGACCAUAUCUUAGUCUUAGUUGCAUCUUCAAUGUCUAACAAGUGACUGGUGUAUAGCAGAGACUCAGUCAAUAUUUAUUGAGUUGAGUAAAUUCAACUCAUAGCUGUAGUAUUGACAUCUUUGUAAAGAUUCAGGUUUAAUGGUUUCUAGAUAACAGUUGUAUCAGACACCUGGAAAGCACUUUAAAUUGUUUUAUUGGUUUUUGAACUCUAUGAAGAAUUAAGAUUUAUUAGAUUGCAAUGGGAAUAUAUAUUCUUUUAAAGCUUCUCAGUUGAUUCUGGUUUCUUACAAGUUCAAGAACCAUUGUCCUGGUUUAUUGUUAUUUCUAUAUAUUUGAUAUAAAAAUUGCCCACUAAAUCUUAUAUUCUAAGUGCUAUUGUUUAAGCAUUAUAAAUGUAGAUAUAUUUUAAGUCAUUUCAUUGAUAUCUAUAGUUGAAGUAUAUCUUAACUUAUUAAGUGUCUCAUUUGGAGAUCUGUUGGUGGGUCAUUAAUACUCAAUUGAAAACAAAGCCCCAUUUAAACAAGAGUCUUCUUGAGUAGAUAGUAGUAAAAUUAGUUGGGCUUUAUGAAUUUUAAUGUUUCUAGCAAUUUGUACAUGAUUUUAAAAACAUUUUAUUGUGUUUUAAAAUUAAACUGAACUGCACAAGCCUUCAGUAUACAGCUCAGUGAAUGUUUCUAUAUGUAUAUAUCCACAGGGUACCAUCCACAUCAAGAUAUAAAACAUUUUUAGCCCUUCAGAGGUUAAAACACACCCCUUUUCAGUUAAUACACACCCUUUCAUUACAGGAUAAACACUAUUUUGGCUUGUGUGACCAUCAGUAGUCUUACAGUUAAAUCUACUAAAAAUUUUUUAUAAAUCUUUUGCUGGACAUGUACACUUAUUUCUCUUGGGUUUAUACAUGAAAUUGUAGGGUUAGAGCAAAUAUUGUUUUAAUUUCAGCAGAUAAUACCAGUUUACACUCGUAAUAGAAAUUCAUAAUGAACAGUUGAAAUUAAAUUAUUUGAGGCUUUUGGUGAAAUUUAAUACCUAGAAGUUUCUGUUUUCAUAAGUGUUUAUUGUUACAAAAUCAAAUAUACAAAAAAGUUAGUAAAUGCAUUUUAUAGGUGCCAGAAACGCAGUUUUUAGUCAAGUAAUUUUUUCUCUGUUUGUAACUUUUUUUUCCCCCCCUUCUUCUUAGGAUUGUCUUUCCUUGUGGGUUGGCAGGCAGUUAUAGGACUGCAAAAUGGGUCUCCGGAUUCACUUUGUUGUUGACCCACAUGGUUGGUGCUGCAUGGGUUUGAUUGUCUUUGUCUGGUUAUACAAUAUUGUUUUAAUUCCCAAAAUUGUCCUCUUUCCUCACUAUGAAGAAGGACAUAUUCCAGGCAUAGUAAUAAUAAUAUUUUAUGGCAUUGCCAUAUUUUGUCUGGUCGCCUUAGUGAGGGCCUCAAUAACUGACCCAGGAAGACUCCCAGAGAACCCUAAGAUCCCACAUGGAGAAAGGGAGUUCUGGGAAUUAUGUAACAAGUGUAAUUUGUUGAGACCAAAGCGUUCCCAUCAUUGCAGCCGCUGUGGCCACUGUGUGAGAAGAAUGGAUCAUCACUGUCCAUGGAUUAACAAUUGUGUUGGUGAAGAUAAUCAUUGGCUUUUUCUACAGUUGUGUUUCUACACUGAACUUCUUACUUGCUACGCACUGAUGUUUUCUUUCUGCCACUAUUAUUAUUUUCUUCCACUAAAAAAGCGUAAUUUGGACCUCUUUGUUGUUAGACAUGAAUUGGCCAUAAUGAGACUAGCUGCCUUUAUGGGUAUUCCUAUGUUCGUUGGAAUAACUGGACUUUUUUAUACACAACUAAUUGGUAUUAUCACAGAUACAACAUCUAUUGAAAAGAUGUCAAACUGUUGUGAAGAGAUAUCGAGGCCCCGAAAGCCAUGGCAGCAGACCUUCUCAGAAGUUUUUGGCACUCGUUGGAAGAUCCUGUGGUUCAUUCCUUUCAGGCAGAGGCAACCACUGCGCGUUCCCUACCACUUUGCCAAUCACGUCUAAACAGAUGGAUGGUGGGCACAGAUGGGUCCUCCAUGCUGGAAAUGCGUUACAGGUUUUAUGAUAAUAGAACUAUGACAGUCUUCAAGUCAAUUAAAAUCCACCCACCAAUCUUAGGCAUCAUAAUGUGCCCCAGGCUUUAUUUUAAUAGUGAUCUUGAUCCUGUUGUGGGACUAAUACAAGAUCUAUAUUUAAGUUUUAAAGCAUGUUUACUUUCAAAUUAGCUUUCCACAGAGAUUUCUAUAAAUGCUUUUGUUAUUAAACUCAAAAGGCAGCGAUUAGGAUGAAAUAAUUGUACAUAAGUUCCUUUUAGUACUUACUGUGUUACAGAUUUUAAUUUAUGGGAAAUUUCAGAUGUUUAUUUAAAUUUUCACCUUUAAGCAGUACUAAUGAAAUCUGAAUUUAAUUAUUCAGAUUUUACAAAACUUGAUAUAUACCUUCUUAUAUGUAAAUUUCCUUUUUCAAAUACAAGUUAAAAUACUUAAUACUUCUUUUUAUAUGUGCUGCAAGUUUUUUUUUUUUUUUUAAUGCAGUGUAGAAGUGAAUAACAACAAAGGGCAGUGUUUUCUUAGGAGUUGCUUCCUAAUGUUUUCUCUUUUUCUCCUCCCCAAAACCAAAAUAAAACACCACAAAAGUAAAACACCAGCUACUUACCUUAUAAUAAAGAAAAGGUUGAUUUUUUUCCACAUUAAAUUUUCUGUAUUUUUUCCCUUUACUGUUGUAAUUAUUGAUUGUUUUUAGGAUAUUUGCUUCCAAGAGAAAUUUGUGACCAGUGGGCAUACAUUCCUGUUUACCCUAAAAUUUUAAUGAAGAAAGGGUAGAAAAUUUGCAAUAAUUCCAGUUACUUUUCUAGUGCAAUUAUAUUAGAAUGCAUAUGUUUUUAAAAUGCCAGUAUAACUAGAUACUAUAUAAUGUACAGUGUAAAGAAGAAUAUUGUGCUUUUAAAAAUAUAUAUCCUUUUUACUUUAUUUAUCUACUAGUGAAUCUAAAAUUAUUCAUUGGACAUUUAUGUAAUAGAUAGUGGCCAACUCAUUGAAAUUUUAUUUAUAAGAAGGUACUAGUAAAAGUAAGUUAUUAACUUUCAUGUACCUAUAAUCACCUAAAUUGAAAUUAAAGUUUCAUUGGCCAGCUACAAUUUGUAUUUCUAAACACCUUUUAUCAGUAGCUGUUAGGAAAUGACCUUAAAAUAAUAAAAUAGAAUAAUCUAUAUUUAUCAUUAGCAUUAUACAAAUUUAAGUUGCUAAUAGUGAUUGGAAAGCACAGAACAUUUGGGUAAAAAGACAUUUAGUGUGCUUUGAAGUAAAUUCAGAUUUUAAUUUUUUUUCCAUUGGAAUACUGCAAAAUCCAUGCUUUUUAAAAAAAUUUAUGUACUUACAUUUACUUGAAGAGAAUAUUGAAAUUGUCUACUAUUCUUGGACCAUAUUAAUAUUUUUCUUUGGUUACUUUGGAAAGAAAAAAAUCACACCUGGGAACUAAUGAAACAGAAGGUGACCAUUGUCAGCCAAUUAGCUAUACUAUGGCUAGUUCAUUCAGAAAUUGUAAAUAUCUUAUAAAAUAUCCUAAAAUAAUAGAAUCAACUCUCCUCAAAAAUAAUAACAUGUUUUUAUGUUUUAAUUAUAAUGUGUUAAUAUUUUAAAACUUAGAAGUGGCAGAUGAAGGUAUUUAUUGGUGCUAAUCAGAAGCAUAGUAAAUGUAAUAUAAGAAAUAUGUUUAUAAAAAUUAGUAUGUGUGUUAGGCAGUUGGGUUGAAUUUUGAGCAAGCUAACUGACCAAAUUUGACAUUGUGGCAGAACUAUUAAAAGGAAGUAUUGUAGCUAUUAUGUAGGUAAAUAUCAGUUGAAUACUUUAUAUUGUAUAUAUUCCUUUUACAAAAAGACUUUGAGAAAACAGCAGAACCAAGUGAAGACCCUGUACAGAGCUUUAUGGACAUAUUUCACAUAGUUAACAGUAGCUGCACUGAAAGGUAAUGAGAGAAGUCUAUUUCCCAUUCUAAGGGCAUAUAUUUUUUAUUUUCUUAGAUUUAUCAUUUUUAGGACAUAUUCUCUUCCUUUCUUUCUCUUUACCCUCCUUGGUCCUGCUCCAUCUGUACCCAUUUCCUCUUAAGUUAGUGGACUACAAACUAAUACACUAGAUAAGCAUAUAAUUAUUUUGUUUGAGUGUCAGAAGUGCUACAUAUCAACAUUUAUAUAAAAAUAUAUAUUAAAGUAUAUCUAUAUAGGCUUAUGAUGUAACUUAUAGUAUUCUCAAGUUAGCACACCUAACCCUACUGUGAGAUUUGUAGUUGCUGUUAGACUACCUGAUUGAUAGUAGCCAGUUGGCAGUUUCCUAGGGAUUGUUUAAACUCUGGUGUUCUUUCUGCGCCCUCUUUUGGCUAAUUGAUGUAAUUAUACUGGCUCUAGAGGUUUACUGUCCCAUAAGUAAAUUCUGAACAUGUCAGAGGUACACACUAAGAAGGCGUUCAUGUACAAAAAUAUAAAGUUUUAUGAAAAUGAAUGUGUCACUGUUGACAAUGUUAUUUCUAGCUCAAAAGAAUGUGAUGAUUACUUUGCUUCAUUAAGUAUAUUCUUAGUAUAAUUCUUACUGUAAAUCACAAAUUUAGAUCAAGACAAACUAAGCCAUUUCAUGUAUUUUAUUUUAAAUUGUAUUUUGGCAAAUUAAUUCUUGACACUUAGAAAAGCCAUUACCUUAAAAGUUAGUUUAUUAUAAAACACAAAUUUUUAUAGUUAUAAAGGCAUCUAAGUAUCUAGAAUGUCUUACUGAAUAUCUAAAAAAUACAUUUAGUUUUCUCAUUCUCAAAUUUUAGAAUGAUUUUUUUUUUUAAACUGGCACUCUUGACUGAAAACAACUAAAAAGAGUUUAGUAAUUCUUGCUAUACUUUUUUUCUUUGUUCUUUUUUAACUUCUUUGGUCAGAAUUAUACCUCUAGUUGUAGUAGGCAGUUUAUUAUGUGUUCUGGAUAAUCACAAAGAUAACUAAAGGUGUUGAGCAUUAGAAAAUAAUUAUGAGUAGUAAGAUUACUAAUGUAAUCUACAGGUUGGACUAAAGCUUUUCUUUAUGAAUUUUCCAUUAAAUUUUAGCCAAAUAUAAAUUAAAUAAUUUUUUACAUUGGCAGAGUCAUUAACUUGGCUUUUGGAGAGGAAAGGUUCUUCUAGGAUACAGUUGUAACUCAUGAACAAUCAUAUUUGUUGUUGUCUGCAAACAGAAAUGUUUAUGGGUUCAAUAGAGGCUCAAAAUUAUAGGCAGAAAUGAACGGAGUUCAGAAUCCUUAAAAGUAAGCAUUUGGCUAAAGAGUUAUCGUACUUUGUAACCUAAACUUAAAGUUUAAAAAUAUUAAGUUAGCCUAUAUGUCAUUGUAAUGAAAAUAUUAUUUUACUUAAGUCAUAUUUUAAAAAUUGUGAUUAACAUAAGAGACAGCUAUUUAAAAUUAUAGUUAAUAUAUUAACCUUUCUUUCAGAAGAUAGUUUCCUUUUAUAAUAGUGAAGUAGAGGCUUGAAGGUGUAGUGUAGUGGUAGGACACAUGCUAGGCCUGGGUCCAAUCCCCAGCACCAAAAAAUAAAAGAAAAAUGGAGUAGAUAAUAUCAGCAUGCAAAAAAUUCAGUAUGACAACUGAAUAUAAUUUCUGUCAGAAUUAACAUCAGUGCAUUUUUACUAAUGCAUACAGGAAUUUUCACUAAGUAUGGUGCCUAAUUCUAACUAUUCUCAGAUUUUCAAGUCACUUCCACACAAAUUAACUAGUUAGAGAUACGUUUUGCUCAAAAGGGUUUUUAAAUUCUGAAUGCUAAUUACAAAGACUUAAGUUAGGACAAUACUUCCAACUAGGAAGUGUGAACUAAUUAGAUUAUGACCACACGAUUUUCUAUUGUUAAAUCAUGGGGCAAUUCUAGUAUUCUCACAAUAUUACUAUUAAAUUAUAAUGUGUCUAGCUGAGGUUUAAUAUGGCAUUAAUAUUCAUUAACAUAGUUGCUAGUUUCUCUCUGGACUUUCUCAAGUAUAUGAGUACUUGUCUUGUGCUUCAUGUAUUAAUAGAUUACUUAGCUCAAGUUUACUAAACUGUAGUAACUUCUUUAAGCAAGUUUUUGAUGUGAUCUCUAGUAUACAUAGAUAUAUCUAGAAUUUAUUUGAAGCUUAUACUUAAAAACAUUAAGUAAUUUACAUAGGUACAAGUAUUAGAUUUCAUCCAAGCUCUACUAUGUCUCUAAUAAGUCAAGUACAUUUAGUCUGUACUACUUGCUAGUAUUAUUAACCAUAUAAUUAACUAAUGAAUGUGUUAUUUAAUGCCCAUAUUUGCUGCUUUCUGUUCUAAGAAUCAAUAUCUGAAUUUGUCUAUAAAUGAAAGAUUUUAGUAUACUCUAUUUUUAGCCAUUCUCAGUUGAAUUCUAGAAUCUUCUACAGUAGAGUAUGAGAAAGUAUUAGAACCUACUUGCUUGAAGUAUUUUGAACCAAUGUUAUAUUGUCAAUGAAUAUUUAGCAUUUCUGCUAUCUUUGGAAUGGUGAAGGUUUAUCUCUAAGAGUGACUUUUCUCUGACUUCUUGCAUUAUCAUUUUGCAAUUUUUUAACAACAGAAUUCACUGUGUUUUUAUCUGUUUUUCAGAAGUUGCAAAUACUGCCUUCUAGUGCUAAUUUGAAACAGAAGUUACAAUAUUUAGGAUUUUUAAAUCACUGGUAUUACUGAUAUUUUCCAUUAUCAUAAGUUUUACUAUUAUUAUGUCCUUUCCCCUUGAUACACUAGAUGACAGGAAUCAAUGAGUAGUGAGUAGCCAAAAAAUUGGAGAGAGAGUGGGGAACUUAAUAAGAUGGGGAGACGAAGCAUGAGUAAUCAGCAUCUCAGCACAGAGUUGACUGUGACAGUUUCUGUGACCUCAUAGAACCUUGCUAUAGUCAUUUUAUUUUAGCCUAUCACUUGUUGAUACAAUUUUCUGUAAGAGUUGUUAAUGCAUUUAAGCUUUUAGUUCAAGUUAUUUAAAGAGUUUAUAUUUCUCUUUCUUUUCAGCUGGUCAGACACCUUGGAGAAAUUAACUUUAAGUAAUUUGGUAGUGUAUGCUAACCUGCAGUAUUAAAAAUAAUAUGAAAAUGCAGCUAUUUAAUGCAGAGGGGAAAUGAAUAGAUUGCUCUGAGUGUGAAAAAAAAAUUGGGACUAUUUUGACAUGUGUCUUGUGGCAAAGAAAGGAUAGUAUUCUAGAAAAUUUUGUCACAGAGGAAAAAACCAACAAUUUGAAUAUAAAGGGUGGAUUUCACCUUAACAUUUGGGAUAUUUGGAUUUCUUUCUUGAUCCUGAAGGUCUCCAUUUCUGUUGGUAUUUUAAAUUCCUUAUACCAUGUAAUGUAGUGCUUAGCACAGUUGUUCAACACUCUGGGCUUUUUGGUAUUGAUAGCAUUAUAUAUAUAUAAACAAAGAUGUGGACAAAACAACAGCAACAAAAGAUGUGGGUUUUUUUUGUGGCUUUGCUUGCUUGCCUGUUUGACUUAAAACAGGGUUUGAUUGUAACUGCUAACUAAAGGGAAAGCUUGUCUGCAUAUUGCAAGCUCUGUCCUCUUGCCAGUAUGUAUGGGUGAUACUUUAACCUACUGGUGCCUGAAGUUAGUGUUUUACAACUUCAACAACUAAAAUAUCCUGGUGCUAUUCAUGUAACAUUGAGUGACAUUUUUAAUUCCUGUACCAAAGAGUUAAUUUUCUUUUUGGUUGAGAGUUUUCUCGUGCAUUUGUGUUUAUAAAGUGGAAGUGAAUGGUACUAAGAACAGUUUUAUUACCAGGUCUUACUUUUUGCAACUUCUGCCUUGAUUUAAUGAUUUUAAAUGUUCCUCAAUGGAUUUUUUUUCUUCCAGUUAAGCAGGUUAGGUAUGGAUAUUAAUUUUGUAUUUUAAUAUAGCUUAGCUAUUUUAAAAGGUAGUUUAAUAGGCUAAAGUUACAAAAGAUAGUUUAAGCACUUUCGCAAAAUUAUUUUUGCUUUUUUUUCUGCAGCAAUUAAUAAAAAAUAGGAAGAACAACUAUGAUUUAUUUCUGUAAUGAGUUAUAUAGCAUAUAGUGAUAACUGAAGCAAAGUGCUACAAUGAAGGAUUAGUAGCAGGUCUUUUUUGAUUACAAAUUAAGAAUUUAGCAUCUCUGUGUCUGUAAUCUUUAGUGGCUUUAAAGAAUGAUAUUGCUAUUUGUCUGUUUUGUGAAUAAAGAUAAGUAAAAUUAAAGAAUACUUUUAAUAUACAUAUAAAUAAAGUGUGUGUGUGUGUGUGUGUAUACACACAUGUAUACACAUACUUUCCCAAUAAGAAAUGUAAAUAUACCUUGAUUGAAGCAAAACUGUUAAUAGAUAAUUAAACUUUACCAAAAAAGGAAGAACAAGUCUGGAUAUUGUUACUCACUUUACAUGAAAUUUCAGAGUAAGGUUAUUUUUAAAACUAAUUUUGCUUAAUGAUUCAUUUUACAAAAUGGAGACAAACACUCUUUAAAUGAACUUGUAAUUGUCCAGUUGUAACACUGCUAUGUAUAUACCGUUUGGGUUCUCUAUUUCUUCCCCUUAAGCUCUAAAAACACUCAUUUAGUAUUUUUAAAACUAGCUGAAAUGGUUAAUCAUUCUGGCAAGAAGAUAAUAGUAUAUAUGUGUUGAAAAGUAGACAAUCACAUUUGAAAAUGUUUUGCUUUAUUUUUGAUCAGCUGAAAUCAAUCUUUCCUUGAAUAUAGAUUUUAUGUGUGGGUUUGCAGUGAAUUCUGAAUGGAAAAAAAGAAUCAAGUCUGAAACUUAUGUGAAACAUGACUUCAGAUUAUUUGAAUGAUAGCCAGGAAUCAAGAUGAGCAUAUUCAAGGUGAAAGCAAAAUUUACUUAAAAGCAAAAUGGGAUGGAGUAACAUUAUGGAUCUCGCUAGUCUGCCAAGCAUUAUUUCCUAGAUUUGUUGUCACUGUAUUAGUUCUGAGUAAUUCAGCUUAUUUAUGCAUGCUUUAAAUUAAUGUGUCUGAUUACAUUUGUUUUUCAAGUUAUGGGUAGUGGAGAAUUUGCCACCAUUUUUCUCAGAGAGAAUAUUAAAAAGUAAAUAAAACAGUACUCUACUUUAGCAUAGGUAGAGAAAAGGAACUUAAAGAUUAUGAUAGGAAGAUUUCUACUACACUCAGAAACACUCAGAGAAAGGUGUGACAUGGGGUGACAAGAAUAGGCUCUUGGGAGGACUGAAUGUGUGUCAAUCGUGCUCUGUGAGCAUGUUUUAUGUCCCAGGAAUUGGUCUUUUUUCUUUGUUUAUUUAACCUGACUAGCAACUGUAAUGAAUAGACAAAAUCUGUGUUAUUUGGGGGCUUCUAAAAUUUUAUGUCAACUCCAAAUCCUACCUGACAUUGUAUCCCUAAAAUAAAAGACCUGUCUGAUAUUUUAAUAAUAGUGUGUUCCAAGCACCAUAUGAAGAUCCAGUUUUUAAAUUUGUCAGGCAUUUUUUUAUUGUUCAGUCCAUAAUAUGUGUAAAUCUGAAUGUUGUUUUUUUUUAUUAUCUACUAUCUUGCCUUGUCUAUUCCCCUAAGAGAAUUUAAAGAAAAUCCUCACUAACAUUUCUAGUGCUGAUGGUAAUAAGGAAAUAAUAGAAUUAAAAAUAUAGAGAGAAGAGGGAGAAAAAUGGUUAAAAAUUACAGGUGUGUGUGUCUGAGAUAUAAUUGU
This is a messenger RNA of Ictidomys tridecemlineatus (thirteen-lined ground squirrel), 10651 nucleotides long. RefSeq names its product zDHHC palmitoyltransferase 21 (gene Zdhhc21). Gene Ontology annotation, biological process: peptidyl-L-cysteine S-palmitoylation; protein targeting to membrane. Gene Ontology annotation, cellular component: Golgi apparatus; endoplasmic reticulum. NCBI's taxonomy places the organism in Eukaryota, Metazoa, Chordata, Mammalia, Rodentia, Sciuridae. Gene Ontology annotation, molecular function: protein-cysteine S-palmitoyltransferase activity. The record is from RefSeq and is a predicted model, not a curated record.